Olea europaea var. sylvestris is the source of this 3622-nucleotide messenger RNA. Its product is annotated as calcium-transporting ATPase 1-like. The transcript is spliced from 7 exons. Lineage: Eukaryota; Viridiplantae; Streptophyta; Magnoliopsida; Lamiales; Oleaceae. Gene Ontology annotation, cellular component: membrane; intracellular membrane-bounded organelle. Bases 381 to 3419 code for a protein of 1012 amino acids. The record is from RefSeq and is a predicted model, not a curated record. Gene Ontology annotation, molecular function: ATP hydrolysis activity; ATP binding; P-type calcium transporter activity. Gene Ontology annotation, biological process: calcium ion transmembrane transport.
UUAACAGGGCUACAUGGGCCUGGUAUUAGGGUGGAUAUUUAUCCUUUUCCAAGAGAGUCAUUGAUUUCUCCAAUAGCCAUCUUCAAAAUACCAAUCUUCUCUUGCAAUCUCAGUGAAUUUCUCUCUUGAAUUUUUCCAUUUCUUUUUGCUGAUGCAUUUGAUCUCAUAGACUCCAGAGUCAAGCGCAGUCUUCGUCAACUGCUUUUCCAAAAGUAGUAAAUGCAGUGGAUUAGGUGAACGAAACUAGUAAAAGUUAUUAAUAUACGCUGAAGUUUUGAAGAAGCAGAUUUGGUGGAUUAGAAGGAUAUAUUUUUGCCAUCUGGAAGUAAAAUAAGCUGAGAUUGUUUUUUGUGAUUUGGUAGUGUAAGGAAAGUAGUUUGAUGGGAAGUUAUAUAAAGGAGUUUUCGGAGGUGAAGGCGAAGAAUUCGUCGGAGGAGGCGUUACAGAGGUGGAGGAAGGCGUGUUGGCUGGUCAAAAAUCGUAAACGAAGGUUCAGAUUCACUGCUAACCUCGACAAGCGUUGUGAAGUUCGCCAGAUCCAAAAAUCUAACCAGGAAAAGCUUAGAAUUGCUCUAUUAGUUUCACAAGCUGCUCUCAGUUUUAUUCAAGGUAUAAAUUACACUGUGCCAGAGGCAGUGAAGAGUGCGGGUUUUGAAAUAUGUGCAGAUGAGUUAGGAUCUAUUGUUGAAGACCACAGUUUUAGUAAGUUAAGAGUUCAUGGGGGGGUUGAGGGUAUUGCAGACAAGCUCUCAACUUCACUUAACAAUGGAAUUAGUGUUUCCGAGGAUUCACUUAACAAAAGAAGAGAGUUUUUUGGAAUCAAUAAGUUUGCUGAGAGUCCAGCCAAGGGUUUUUGGCUUUUUGUGUGGGAAGCUCUUCAAGAUACAACCCUCAUGAUACUUGCUGUGUGUGCCCUGGUGUCUUUGAUUGUUGGCAUCGCUACAGAAGGAUGGCCAAAGGGCGCUCAUGAUGGACUUGGUAUCGUUGCUAGUAUACUUCUUGUAGUAUUUGUCACUGCAACGAGUGACUAUAAGCAGUCCUUACAGUUCAAGGAUUUAGACAAGGAGAAGAAAAAGAUUACAGUUCAGGUUACUAGAAAUUGGUACAGGCAAAAAAUUUCGAUAUUUGAUCUACUUGCAGGUGACAUUGUUCAUCUUGCUAUUGGGGAUCAGGUACCCACUGAUGGACUCUUUGUUUCGGGUUUUUCUUUGUUAAUAAAUGAAUCAAGUUUAACUGGAGAGAGUGAACCAGUUAAUGUAACUGCAGAGUAUCCUUUUCUCCUAUCUGGAACCAAAGUGCAGGAUGGAUCAUGCAAAAUGCUUGUUACUACUGUUGGGAUGAGAACCCAAUGGGGUAAAUUGAUGGCUACACUUAGCGAAGGGGGUGAUGAUGAGACCCCAUUGCAGGUCAAACUGAAUGGAGUAGCAACAAUUAUUGGAAAAAUAGGUCUCUUUUUUGCUGUUGUCACCUUUGGUGUUCUGUUGCAAGGGUUGUUCAGCCGCAAAAUGAUAGAAGAGUCCCACUGGAGGUGGUCCGGAGAUGAUGCCCUGGAAAUGCUGGAAUAUUUUGCUAUUGCAGUUACCAUUGUUGUGGUUGCUGUUCCUGAGGGUUUGCCUUUAGCUGUUACACUGAGUCUUGCAUUUGCCAUGAAGAAGAUGAUGAACGACAAGGCACUUGUUCGCCAUUUGGCUGCCUGUGAGACAAUGGGAUCUUCUACAACUAUUUGUAGUGACAAGACUGGGACGCUAACAACUAAUCACAUGACUGUUGUAAAAGCAUGCAUAUGUGGGAAGGUGAAAGAAGUUAGUAACUCUAUGAAGAGUUCUGUAUUCUGCUCCGAUGUUUCUGAUUCUGUCGUGAGAAUUUUGACGAAAUCUAUAUUCACCAACACUGGAGGAGAGAUUGUCACCACUGAAGAUGAGAAAAUUGAAAUUCUUGGUACACCCACUGAGGCUGCACUUUUGGAUUUUGGCCUGCUCCUGGGAGGAGAUUUCCAAGCAGAGCGACAAGCAUCAAAGCUUGUCAAAGUUGAGCCAUUUAAUUCUGUGAAGAAGCGCAUGGGUGUAGUUCUGGAGCUCCCUGGUGGAGGUUUUCAGGCUCAUUGCAAAGGUGCAUCUGAAAUUAUUUUGUCUGCUUGUAACAAAGUUCUGAACUCAAAUGGUGAGGUCGCUCCUCUAGAUGAAACAUCCAUUAAUAUCCUGAAAGAUACAAUUGAACAAUUUGCAAAUGAAGCUCUCAGAACUCUGUGCCUUGCAUACAAGGAUAUUGGAAGUGAUUUUUCUGCUGAAAGUUUGAUUCCCUUUGAGGAUUAUACUUUGAUAGGAAUCGUGGGCAUUAAGGAUCCAGUUCGUCCUGGGGUUAAGGAGUCUGUUGCAAUUUGUAGGUCAGCUGGUAUAACCGUGCGGAUGGUGACUGGAGAUAACAUAAACACAGCUAAGGCAAUAGCUAGAGAAUGUGGAAUAUUGACUGACGAUGGUAUUGCAAUAGAAGGCCCAGAAUUUCGGGUGAAAAGUGAAGAAGAGUUGCAUGAACUUAUACCGAAACUACAGGUAAUGGCACGUUCUUCACCAAUGGACAAGCAUACCCUUGUGAGACAUUUGCGAUCUACAUUUGAAGAGGUUGUUGCAGUGACUGGUGAUGGCACAAAUGAUGCUCCUGCACUUCAUGAGGCAGAUAUUGGGCUUGCAAUGGGCAUUUCUGGAACUGAGGUGGCCAAAGAGAGUGCUGAUGUUAUAAUUCUUGAUGAUAAUUUCUCUACCAUUGUUACUGUGGCAAAAUGGGGGCGCUCAGUUUACGUGAAUAUUCAGAAAUUUGUUCAGUUUCAACUCACGGUGAAUGUGGUUGCUCUUGUUGUCAAUUUCUCUUCAGCCUGCUUGACGGGCAAUGCCCCACUUACGGCAGUUCAGCUUUUAUGGGUCAACAUGAUCAUGGAUACUCUUGGUGCACUUGCCCUGGCAACUGAACCUCCUAAUGAUGACUUAAUGAAGAGAUCACCUGUUGGAAGGAAAGGAAACUUCAUCAGCAAUGUGAUGUGGCGGAACAUCUUGGCACAGUCGUUUUAUCAAUUUGUUGUCAUAUGGUAUCUUCAGACAUCAGGAAAAACAGUCUUCAACCUUGAUGGACCUGAUUCUGAUUUGAUUCUUAACACACUAAUUUUCAACGCAUUCGUUUUCUGCCAGGUUUUCAACGAAAUAAACUCGAGGGAUAUGGAGAAGAUUAAUGUUUUCAAAGGGAUAUUGGAGAACUAUAUUUUUGUGGUUGUUCUGAGUUGCACAACUCUAUUCCAAAUCAUCAUCGUCGAAUUCCUUGGUACUUUUGCCAACACGCACCCUCUCACUUGGCAGCAAUGGGCUGUAAGCUUUCUGCUCGGAUUUCUUGGCAUGCCAGUUGCUGCUGCUGUAAAGAUGAUCCCAGUUUGAUCAAGAUGAAAUCAUAUGGAAAAUAAGUUAUAUCCUAUCUAUAUAUAUUCUCAGAAUCACGUCGGAUCCAUAAAGGAUGAUCGUUUUCCCCAUCUUUGAACUUUACAGCCAUAAAAUUGGAGACCUAUACUGCAACAACUGCUCAGGAAGGUUGGCUGUUUAUAUGCAUCUCUUUUCAGAUAUUUUGGUUUGAAGUAUGUUGA